AUGGGAUACAGGUGGGAAUGGGAAGCAGGGGGAGAUGGGAUUCAGAGAAAAUGGGAAAUUGGGAACAUGGGAAGCAGGGGAGAUGGGAGCAUGGGAAAAUGGGAUACAGGUGGGAAUGGGGAGCAGGGAAAAAUGUGGGGCAGGGAAAAUGGGAUGCAGGGGAAAAUGGGAUACAGGGGAAAAUGGGGAGCAGGGAAAAUGGGAUACAGGAGAGAUGGGAAAGAGGGAAAAUGGGAUUCAGGGAAAGAUGGGAAGGAGAGGAGGUGGGAAAGAGGGAAAAUGGGAUGAAAGGGGAGAUGGGAGCACGGGAAAAUGGGAUGCAGGGAAAAUGGGAUACAGGAGGGAGUGGGAAGCAGGGGGAGAUGGGAUUCAGAGAAAAUGGGAAAUUGGGAAAAUGGGAAGCAGAGGAGAUGGGAGCAUGGGAAAAUGGGAUACAGGUGGGAAUGUGGAGCAGGGAAAAAUGGGGAGCAGGGAAAAACAGAGAGGAAAAGGAGAAGGGAAGCAGGGAAAAUGGGCUGCAGGAAAAAUGGGAUACAAGAGAGAUGGGAAAGAGGGAAAAUGGGAUGCAGGGAAAAGUGGGGAGCUGGAGGAGAUGGGAUACAGGGAAAAUGGGAAGCAGAGGAGAUGGGAUCCAGGGAAAAAUGGGGAGCACAAGGAGAUGGGAUGCAGGGAAAAUGGGAUUCAGGGAAAAUGGGAUGCAGGGAGAAGUGGAGAGCUGGAGGAGAUGGGCUACAGGGGAUACAGGGAAAAUGGGAUGAAAGGGGUUGGUGGGAAACAUGGGAAAAUGGGAUACAGGUGGAGAUGGGAUGCAGGGAGAGAUGGGAAAGAGGAAAAAUGGGAUAAAAGAGAAAUGGGAAACAGGGAAACUGGGAUAAAAGAGAAAUGGGAAACAGGGGAAAUGGGAAACAGGGAAAAUGGGAUACAGGUGGUGAUGGGAUGCAGGGAAAAUGGGAUACAGGUGGUGAUGGGAUGCAGGGAAAAUGGGAUGCAGGGGGAGAUGGGAAGCAGGGAAAAAUGGGAAGUGGGGAAAAUGGGAUUCAGGUGCUGGGUUCUGGGUCCCGGUGCUGGUUCCGGUGUCAGGUGCUGGGUUCUGGAUCCUGGUGCUGGUUCUGGUGUCAGGUGCUGGGUUCUGGGUCCCGGUGCUGGUUCAGGUGUCAGGUGCUGGGUUCUGGGUCCCGGUGCUGGUUCUGGUGUCAGGUGCUGGGUUCUGGGUCCCGGUGCUGGUUCCGGUGUCAGGUGCUGGGUUCUGGAUCCCGGUGCUGGUUCCGGUGUCAGGUGCUGGGUUCUGGAUCCCGGUGCUAGUUCUGGUGUCAGGUGCUGGGUUCUGGAUCCUGGUGCUGGUUCUGGUGUCAGGUGCUGGGUUCUGGGUCCUGGUGCUGGUUCCGGUGUCAGGUGCUGGGUUCUGGGUCCCGGUGCUGGUUCCGGUGUCAGGUGCUGGGUUCUGGGUCCCGGUGCUGGUUCUGGUGUCAGGUGCUGGGUUCUGGGUCCUGGUGCUGGUUCUGGUGCCCAGUCCCGGUGCCAGUCCCCGUUCCGGUGCUGCUGUCAGGUCCUGGGUUUUUGGUCCUGGUGCCAGUGCCAGGUCCUGGUUCCGGGUCCCGCUGUUGCUGUUGGGCGCUGGGUGCUGGUCCCGGUACCAGGUUCCGGUCCUGGUCCCGGUGUCAGGUGCUGUGUUCUGUGUCCCGGUGCCAGUCCCGGUUCUGGCGCCACUGUCGGGUGCCGGUCCCGUGUCCCGGUGCCGGUUCCGGUGUCAGGUCCCACUGCCUGUACCAGUGCCAGUGCCGGGUCCUGGUCCCGUUCCUGGUUCCGGUGCUGCUGUCAGCUGCUCGGUUCUGGGUCCCGGUGCCAGUCCUGGUUCCGGUGCUGCUCUCAGGUGCCGGGUCCGUGUCCUGGUGCCGGUUCCGUGUCCCGGUUCUGGUGCCUCUAUCGGGUGCUGGGUUCUGAGUUCCAGUGCAGGUUCUGGUGCCCGGUCCCGGUGCCAAUCCUGAUUCCGGUGCUGCUGUCAGGUGCUGUGUUCUGGGUCCCAGUGCCGGUUCCGUGUCCUGGUACCGUGUCCCGGUGCCGGUUCCGUGUCCCGGUGCCGGUUCCGGUGUCGGCUCCCGCCGCCGGUCCCUCUGCGCACCCGAGUCGGUCACAGCAGGAAGCGCCGCCGGCGCUCGCUCUGCGCGGGGACAGCGGCGGCGACAGCGGCGACAUCGGGGCCACCCCGGGGGCGACAUCGGGGCCACCCCGGGGGCGACAUCGGGGCCACCCCGGGGAGGUGGGGGCGACAGCGGCGACAGCGGGGCCACCACUCCGGGCAAUUUUGGAACCCGGGGUGGACGGGGGGAGACGACGACGACGACGACACCUCGAAGUUGUCACCCGAGGUGCCACCCCCGGGGACUUGGCGACAGCGCCCUGCGGCGGGGAGGCGACAGCGGGCGGGGACGCAGCCGAACUUCACCGCGAGCCACCGGGGCGACUUCCUGGUGCCGGGAGGUGGCCCCGGGCCCCGCGGGGACUUUGCCGGUGGCACCGUGGCCGGGAGGCGACAGGAGGUGGCACCGGGAGACACGAGGGGACACGGGGUGAGGAGGGGGGCGGGGAGGGGACGUUGGUGGCAGCGCCGGGCCCGGUUUCGUUUCCUCCGUGUCCCCGCGGUUGCGUCACGGGGAGCGCGGGGAUGUGUCCCCAAGGCGGAGGGGAGGUGACAGGGCGACAAGGGGGUGGCGAUGUCACCAGGGACAAUUUUCCAGGUCUGGAAAGGGGAAGGAUUUGGGAUGGGAAGGUCUGGACGGGGUUGGAUGGGAAGGACGGGGUUGUCCCUCGUGUCCUUGUGGGGUUUGAGGGGACACUGGUGUCCCUCGGUGUCCCCAGAUGUCCCUCGAUGUCCCCAGCUCUGGCCACGAGGGUGCUGCUGGGAAUUCCCCUUGGGAUAUUCCAUGGGCUGCUCCCUGCAUCCCAUUCCCAGCCAUGGGGACGGGAUGGGGACAGGCUGGGGACAUCCAGCCCUGCUGUCCCCGUGCCACCCCCGCGGGAAUGGGGCCGUGAAUGAGGAAAAAUUGGGGGGGAAAAAGAAACCCCAUAAAUGGAAUAUUUCUGUCCCUAAAAAUCCCUAAAAAUCCCCUAAAAUAUCCCGAAAAAAUCCCGGAAAAUCCCCUAAAAAUCUCCUAAAAAUUCUCAAAAAAUCCCCUGAAAAUUCCCGAAAAAAAUCCCUAAAAAUCCCCGAAAAAUCCCCUAAAAAUUCUCAAAAAAAUCCCCUAAAAAUUCCCGGGAAAAUCCCGAAAAAUUCCUGAAAAAUCCCCUAAAAAUUCCCCAAAAAUCCCCUAAAAAUCCCCUAAAAAUCCCAAAAAAAUCCCCAAAAAAUCCUCAAAAAAUUCUCAAAAAAUCCCUUAAAAAUCCCCUAAAAAUGUCCUAAAAACCCCGAAAAAUCCCAAAAAAUACCCAAAAAAUCCCCUAAAACCCCCCUAAAAAUUCCCAAAAUAUCCCCUAAAAAUCCCAAAAAAUCCCCUAAAAAUCCCCUAAAAAUCCCCAGAAAUCCCCUAAAAAUCCCCUAAAAAUCCGCUGUCCCCGGGGCUGGAUUUGGGGUCAUCCCCACCCGGAAUUCCCUGGGAUCCCAAACCCAUCCAGGUUUUAUUGGGGUCGGGGUGGCCUCGGAAUGUGGGGGACAGGAAGGGACGAGGUGGGGGAGGUGGCCCGGCUGUCCCCAGGCUGCUCUUGCGGCCACCUGGGUUGGGGACGUGUCCCCAAUGUCACCCGGGGUUGUGCAAAGGAUGUGGCUUCCUGCAGAGCCGGCCCCGAGAGGCCCCGGGGGCGAGGAAAGCACAAAAAACCCCAAAAACGCCCCAAAAAACCCCAAAAACUGGAGGUGAAUUUAAAAAAAAAAACCCCAAAGAGCGAAAAGAUCCCAAAAUAAUUUGGGGGGAGAGGGAGCUGAAAUCCCAUCCCGGUCCCAUCCUGAUUGGUCCAUGAUCCCAGGGGUGAUCCCAGGUACCCUUGGGUAUUCCCAGGGAUUCUCUGGGAAUUCCAGCCCAGCCAGGAAUUCCUUCCCGGAUCCCAAAAUCCCUAAAUCCCCAAAUCCCAACCCUCUGGUUGUUCCCUGUGCUGCCAUUCCAGGCCCUUUUCCCAAAUCCCUCUCCAGCUUUCCUGGAUUUGAUCCAGCCCCAUCCCAACUUCUCUCUGGGAUGGAAUUUUGGGAUCCAGGGGUUUCCCUGGGAAUUGGGGACUCCAGGCAGGGUCUCCCUUCCCUUUUCCAUCCCCAAAUCCCAGAAAAAUCCCUUGGGAUGAAUCCUGAGUGUCCUUGAUCCCAGAAUCCUGGAAUGGUUUGGGAUGGGAUCCAUGGACCUUCAAUCCCAUCCCAUUCCCACCAUCCCAGGCUGAUCCAAACCCACCCUUGGACACUGCCAGGAAUUCUCUGGGAAUCCCAGCCCAGCCAGGAAUUCCUUCCCAAGAUCCCACCAUCCCAAGCUCCCCUUUCCCACUGGAAGCCAUUCCCUGGCUCCUGCCCCUCAAGCCCUUGCCCAAA
Molecule: messenger RNA, 4504 nt
Organism: Serinus canaria (Common canary)
Lineage: Eukaryota; Metazoa; Chordata; Aves; Passeriformes; Fringillidae
Exons: 10
Coding region: 35-3034 (999 amino acids)
Source: RefSeq, a predicted model, not a curated record